GAUAAGGUGGACUAAAGCCUAUAAAUACAGCGGAGUCUGAGCCUCAGUUUAAACUGUGCAGCUGCAACACCUGAGGAUCUGAGCUCCCUGAACUCCUCCUGCGUUUUAACGCUUCGUUGUUCAGCUUCAACUCUCCAGUGAGCACGUGAGGCAACACAUCAAUCCUUCCUUCAAUGCGCGGGAUUGAUUCGAGUCCUCGAUCUGUGACAGCGAUGUCUCCUCGUGCGUAAAAUGCCGCGCGCAGUGCGUCCUGGCGCGGACGAGUCCUUGGAAAGUGCGCGGUGCGAGUGGCGCUCGCUUCACGCCCCGCGCUCGCGGCUCGAUGCUGUGCAGGAGUGGCAUCUCGGCGACAGAAUCUGGAUGAAAGCGCGUCCUUUAGAGCUCAGGCAUGCAUCGAGUAGUGAGAUCAUUGGCGUUAUAAAUAUCCCCGUGCCAGCAGAACUACUCCAGCUCCUGCAGCCGGGGUAAUGCCCACACACUGCACGCGUGAGGGUGUGCGCGCGUGUGCGCACGGUUUCUGGAGCCCGGACCUCGGGACGAGCGACGCCAACAUGCGUGAAGUGGCCUAGCGAGCGUGUCCUCUGUGGAAGAAUGAAUGUUCCUCUCUACCUCUUGACCUUCGCUCACUUGGUUUGCGCCGCCGCCGCCGGAGAGGAGCGCGUCUCCCUGGAGAGCCAACUUCUGGAGGAGGGGAUCCGCUCGGGACGCAGGACCUGCAGGCUCUACUGUCGGGUUGGCAUCGGCUUCCAUCUGCAGAUUCAUCCCGACGGCAGAGUCAACGGCAGCCAUGCGCCCAACCAGCUGAGUGUCCUGGAGCUCUUUGCGGUUUCUCAGGGGGUCAUUGGCAUCAAAGGGGUCUUCAGUAACAGAUUCCUGGCCAUGAAUAAAAGAGGACGGCUCCACGCCACCGAAGGGUUCACAGAAGACUGCAAGUUCAGGGAACGUUUCCAGGAGAACAGCUACAACACGUACGCCUCAGUGAUCCACCGGAACCACAGGACUGGUCGCGAGUGGUUUGUGGCCCUCAACAAGAGAGGGAAAGCUAAAAUGGGCUCGAGUCCGCGGGUCAAAUCCCAGCACGUCUCCACCCACUUCUUACCAAGGGUCGACCUGCACGACAAGGGCGAGCGAGGCUUCACCAUCACAGACCGGAGCAAAGAGAGGAGGAAAUCCCCGCCGCCGCCACCGGCUCCACCCAAACCUGUAGCGGCGAAGGCUAACGUCCACGCAGGAGCAGCUCAGAGACGGACGCAAGUCAAAUACUGGCCCAAGUACCGGUUUGGAUAGCCAUCACAAAGUUCUGCUCAGUUUGUGGGAUGUAAGGUUCAGAGACAUUGGACCUAAAACAAUUGGACGUCACCCAAAAAACUGACGAUGGUCAUUUAUCACAUUCAAAACAUUCCGGGUAAAAAAAAAAGGGCUGUCAGGUACAAGUGCAGAGUUUGACUUUGAUCAAGCUUUGAUCACAGUUGUGUUUUCGUUCCUCUUUAGUCAAUGAUGCCCUGUGCUGUUUUGUGUUAUAAGUUGUGUACAUGAUGGAGACUUAAUCUGUGCCCCACGAAAUCCACAAGUAUCUGCGUUUUGAAAUGGUUCUGUGCUGUUCUGCUGUCUUGAAUGGAAAUGUCCCACUGAGGCAUGUUUUUUUUCUUCUUUUGCUUAAAAGUGGGUCAUCAAGGGAGAGCAGGGUUGAGUCUUUCAGGGUUUUCCCCCCACAGAUUUAUUUUAUUUCCACAAUUCCUUGUGAUGAAAACAUAAAUAGGUGGAAGAAAUGAAUGGCAAUGUAGCAGAAGACAGCAAACAUGUCUUCAGAGCCUCAUUAUAUCAACUAUCGGCUAAUACAGAACUAGUAAAAUCAAAAAAAUCUCACAAUGUCAAAGAAAGCGAUUCAAUAAUUCCUGGAUUGACCAAUUUCUCCAGAUCAGCUCCAAAACUGAAUGGGUUCUCUAUUGGUCCAUGUCCCGUCCUUCAGCCUAGUUUCAUUGCAAACAAACAAACCUUUAUUAGAAGGGAGGCAAAAAACCUAAUUGUUAAAUUCUAUUUCAGAUCUGAUCACUGAAAAAUAAUAUCACAAGUAUAUGUUCUCCCUGCUGGUUGAAAGAUAAAUGAUGUGAUAAAUUUAACUCCGUCUCAAACCUGGCUUGAAAAGCUCUUCAAACAUGUCUCCCACCGACCAACUGUCCCUUCGCUAACAGCGGAUUUGUGACAAUCAACAUGAAAACGAAGACCGGUUCCCUGGAGACACCCUCCUCCUCCUCUUCCUGGACAGCUGUGAGGGAUCAAGGAGAAAACUGUCCGUCAAAACCGUCAUUUUGGAGACCGGCUGUCCCUUGCAAAAAUCUGGAGUCACGACCUUGUGGCAUUCCAAGAGGAGCGUACA
Hippoglossus stenolepis (Pacific halibut) is the source of this 2377-nucleotide messenger RNA. It is a transcript of the gene fgf5, whose product is annotated as fibroblast growth factor 5. Gene Ontology annotation, molecular function: growth factor activity; fibroblast growth factor receptor binding. Gene Ontology annotation, biological process: cell differentiation; fibroblast growth factor receptor signaling pathway; positive regulation of cell population proliferation. Gene Ontology annotation, cellular component: cytoplasm. The transcript has 3 exons. Lineage: Eukaryota; Metazoa; Chordata; Actinopteri; Pleuronectiformes; Pleuronectidae. Bases 592 to 1287 code for a protein of 231 amino acids. The record is from RefSeq and is a predicted model, not a curated record.